Vigna angularis (adzuki bean) is the source of this 969-nucleotide messenger RNA. Its product is annotated as truncated transcription factor CAULIFLOWER A. NCBI's taxonomy places the organism in Eukaryota, Viridiplantae, Streptophyta, Magnoliopsida, Fabales, Fabaceae. Gene Ontology annotation, biological process: positive regulation of transcription by RNA polymerase II. Gene Ontology annotation, cellular component: nucleus. Gene Ontology annotation, molecular function: RNA polymerase II cis-regulatory region sequence-specific DNA binding; protein dimerization activity; DNA-binding transcription factor activity, RNA polymerase II-specific. The transcript has 9 exons. The record is from RefSeq and is a predicted model, not a curated record. Bases 86 to 826 code for a protein of 246 amino acids.
UAUUAUUAGACAUCCCUCCAUUUCUUUUCUUCUUUCUCUUUCUCUUUCUCACCAUCCGUUUCUUCAGAAUUACCAUACUACUCAGAUGGGAAGGGGUAGGGUUCAGCUCAAACGGAUCGAGAACAAAACAAGCCAGCAAGUCACCUUUUCCAAACGGAGAACGGGACUUCUCAAGAAAGCCAACGAAAUCUCUGUGCUCUGUGAUGCUCAAGUCGCUCUGAUUAUGUUCUCUACCAAAGGCAAGCUUUUUGAGUAUUCCUCCGAACGCAGCAUGGAAGAUGUCUUGGAACGUUACGAGAGAUAUACUCAUACAGCACUCACUGGAACCAACAAUGACUCGCAGGGCAAUUGGUCUUUCGAAUAUAUCAAGCUCACUGCAAAAGUUGAAGUCUUGGAGAGGAACGUAAGGAAUUUCAUGGGAAAUGGGCUGGAUCCCUUGAGUUUGAAAGAGCUUCAGAGUUUGGAGCAGCAGCUUGACACAUCUCUGAAGCGCAUCCGAACAAGAAAGAAUCAAGUUAUGAAUCAAUCUAUCUCAGAGCUGCAUAAAAGGGCAAGAACAUUACAAGAGCAAAACAGCAAGCUAGCAAAGAUGAAAGAGAAAGGGAAGACAUUGACUGAACGUCCACAGAGUGUACCAGAAACUCUUGGCCAAAAUUCAACCAAUCUCAACUUAGCUUCUCCACAGCUAUUACCACCACAAAGACUUGUUCCUUCUUUAACUCUCAGUGGGCCAUUGCAAGGAAGAGCAACGAUGGAGGAAAUGGGUGAAGCUCAAACAGUGCCAACUGGCAAUUCACUCAUCCCACCAUGGAUGCUGCAUAUCUGACAUCAUUACGUGACAUGUCAGAUAAUUAAUGUGUAACGCUCAAUUAUAUAUAUUAUGUAUCUAUAUCUAUAUCUAUAUAUCUUAGAAUAGCUAAUUUAAAUAUGCCGAGCUUAAUAACGGCUCAAACUUAUUGCAUGGUUCAU